AUGGGUCGAUUCCACCACUUCCACCUGGUUCUGGUUUUAUUCUUACUACUUGCUACAAUCUUUAUGGCUCAGGCAGUGGAUUGUGGAUCUGUAAUUGCAGAGAGAAAACUGAGGCUGAGAGUUCGAGCCUUGCUUGAGAAGGAGCAGAAAAGCAUAGCAGAUCCACCAUCAGAAAAGGAGAGAGAAGAAGCAGAGGCUCCAGAAGAAGAAAAGGAGGAGAAUGAAGUACAUCAUUCUUCUGAUAAAUCAGUAGCUGGUGGUGGUGUUAUCAUUGGUGGCCUUGUUACUGCCAUUUUUGCAGCUGUUUAUUGCUACAUUCGGGUCACUCGAAGAAGAAAAACGACAAUUGAUGGUCAAAUUAUUGUUUGA
Messenger RNA from Fraxinus pennsylvanica, 369 nucleotides. The record is from the annotation of a GenBank genome assembly. Lineage: Eukaryota; Viridiplantae; Streptophyta; Magnoliopsida; Lamiales; Oleaceae.